AUGAGUCGAUUUCUCGACAUUGAUCUUAAUGACAAGAAAAUUCCACCAAACUAUAGUUAUAGACAUCAAUCAUUACUUUCACUUGAACAUGCUCUUGAACCCAUCAUGCCUCGUAUUGACCAUUUGCAUCAAUAUAUCAAGGAAGCUUUAGAAAAAUGCCAUUUCCCAUCCGAGCACAAUCUUACACAUGACGAAUCAGCCUCGAUUUAUCUUUAUACCAUGGAAUGGGGUGCUCAUAGUUUAUAUCAAUUGUUGAAUAAAGAUUUGCGAUCGGAAGACCCAUCUGCAUUGACACCAUGGGCUAAUUAUCUCAAAUUAUUUGAAAUUGCACUUACAAAACUGCCCAAAGAAAAAAAACGUCUUUGGUGUGGUACGAAAGAUAAUGUCAAGCAGAAUUUUAUUAAAGGUAGUGAAAUAAUUUGGCGAAGUGUGAGUUCUUGCUCAACCACACUUAAUAUCAUCAAAGAAUUUCUCGGCAACGAUCCCAAUGCUACACUCUUCAUGGUUGAAGCGGUGAACGGUAGAAGUUUGAGUGGCUAUACAAAGCAUCCAGAUGAAAACGAAGUAUUGCUCGGUCCAGGCACUCGAUUAAGUGUGGAAAGUGAUGAUUUAAAACUUAAUGAUGGUCUAAAAGUUGUGCAUCUAGUAGAAAUAACGGACAAGAAUAAUGAAGCAUUACCAGCAGUCAUGAAUACGAUUAGCAUAACAUCAAAACCAGGUAGGACUAAUAUAUAUCUUGAUCAAAAAUACUUGUUCUCAUGA
Molecule: messenger RNA, 762 nt
Organism: Rotaria sp. Silwood1
Lineage: Eukaryota; Metazoa; Rotifera; Eurotatoria; Philodinida; Philodinidae
Source: the annotation of a GenBank genome assembly